Molecule: messenger RNA, 255 nt
Organism: Serendipita indica DSM 11827
Lineage: Eukaryota; Fungi; Basidiomycota; Agaricomycetes; Sebacinales; Serendipitaceae
Source: the annotation of a GenBank genome assembly
AUGGUCGCAGCACAGGUCGCACGAAGAUCACUCAUGAAGCAAUGGUUUGCCAUCGAGGCAAUUCCCAUUUAUGUGAUUCUUGGCGGAGCUUUGAGCGGAGCCUCUUGGUACCUCUACCGCUUGGGCACUCGUCCAGACAUCAUUUGGACCCGCAAGAACCCAGAGCCAUGGCAAAGCGUCAAACAAAACGAGAACACGAAAUUCAUGGCUAUCAACCGCGAAUUUGACCGCAAGUGGACCCGCGAAAAGCUCUAA